Messenger RNA from Toxorhynchites rutilus septentrionalis, 2430 nucleotides. RefSeq names its product eukaryotic translation initiation factor 2 subunit 3-like. Lineage: Eukaryota; Metazoa; Arthropoda; Insecta; Diptera; Culicidae. The transcript is spliced from 3 exons. Gene Ontology annotation, cellular component: cytosol; nucleus; eukaryotic translation initiation factor 2 complex. Gene Ontology annotation, biological process: positive regulation of translational fidelity; formation of translation preinitiation complex. The record is from RefSeq and is a predicted model, not a curated record. Gene Ontology annotation, molecular function: translation initiation factor activity; zinc ion binding; GTP binding. Bases 179 to 2266 code for a protein of 695 amino acids.
GCGACAAAAAGCUAAACCGUGCGCUACCAACACGUAGAAGAACAAGAAGUCCUUUCAAAGUGAGUCAAAUCGGCAACACACACUUCGCGCAGAGUGGCUGUCGUUCUUUUUUGGUGAAAUUUAGUGAAUUUAGCCUCCGAAGCUAGCGAAACAGAUACCGAAAAGUGGAACUGAUAAGAUGUCUUCAGGCGAACAGCAAACACAGGCCACCACCGGGCAGCCGCACCUCCAGAAACAGGAUCUAUCCCAGCUGGAUGUCGCCAAAUUGACGCCCUUGUCUCCGGAGGUUAUCUCGCGUCAGGCCACCAUCAACAUUGGUACCAUCGGCCAUGUAGCACACGGAAAAUCCACCGUGGUUAAAGCUAUCUCCGGAGUUCAGACGGUUCGUUUCAAGAACGAGCUCGAACGUAACAUUACCAUAAAACUGGAGCCGUUAGCUGACGAGCUUAUCGAGCGAUUAACGACGUGUCCUGCGGAAUUGGGACAGUUUAUAAAAAUGACCCACGAGCGAUACAAGAUAAAGACGCCCCCGGCGGCAGUUGGGAAGCGCAGGUUGUCUGAUUCGAGCCCGCCGGAUGGGAGCCGCUUCAAGCAGGCUAAAAUAUACUCCUACUUCAGCGGGACGCCUGUCGGAGAUGCCAAGCUGCGGCAACGAAAUAUCGAGUACUACUUCAAUAAAGCCAUGAGUGGUGAGAGCGCUGGACAGAACCACGAUAAUGAUGGGCACAAGGAAGAUGACACUGAUUCGGUGAUAAGCGUUGAUUCUCAAGGUAGAUCCCGGAGAAGUCUUUCGGUUAAAUCUGACUAUAGCGAAGGAUCUUCUCGAGCCUUGCGGCGACGGAAAUCAGUAGUGUCGGUUAUGAGCGAAACUAGCACCAGUUCACCGUCAACUAGGAAAGAUGGAUGCGAAACACCGGUUUCUGCUAGUGGCAAAAAGAAGAAAACAUACAAACCGAAAGUUAACAAAGACGGAGAAUACGCAGUGGAACAGAUUAUCGAUAUACAAGAGAUUUCCAAUGCACCCCACUUUGAGAUUAAAUGGCGUGGCUACAGCACCAAAAGUAAUACGUGGGAACCGUUGAAUAACAUCCGAACAUGCGAUUUUAUUCAUGAGUUUUUGCAGUAUCAAAUCGAAGCGUACCAAGACACGAUAGAUGGUUUCCGUGAAGAAUUACGCCAAACGGAAGAGUACAAGGAGACGUUGGUCAAACACGAAUCGAAAUCUUUCAAAGAUAUUUCGGAGGAGCAUGAAAAAUUCGACCCGCUGGGCUUCGAUAGUGACUUGAUCCUAUAUGCUAAGAUUAUCAGCAAUGGGUCCAAAAACAAGCGUGUAUAUGACAGGAUCAUAUCUAAUCUAGGCUUGGAAAUGUCUUACCAAAAGCGUCACCAGCAGCUAAUCAAAAUGAAAGAGUUCGAGGAUAUGAUUAACGAGUUUGAGCCAAGCAGUAAGAUAGUGGUGGAAAAUAUGGAGGACCUGGAUGUCCCUCAGAAAAACUUUCAAUACAUCAAGGAGAACUUCGCCGGCGAAGGUGUCAUAAUUCCUGACGAUCCACCGUAUGGUUGCGAAUGCGAACAGUGCACUUUUCGGAGUGACUGUUGCGGAAAAAUGGCUGGCUCGAAACUGGCGUACAACACGAAGAAACGUUUGAAUGUAGCACCCGGAACGCCUAUCUACGAGUGUAACAAGCGUUGCCGGUGCAACGCGGAUUGCAACAAUCGUGUCAUGCAGAAUGGACGGAAGUUCAACGUGUCGCUGUUCAAAACAUCCAAUGGGCGAGGCUGGGGUGUCAAAACCAAUCAAACCAUUUACGAGGGUUGGUACAUCACAGAGUACAUUGGGGAGGUUGUGACCUAUGAGGAGGCAGAGAAACGUGGCCGCGAGUACGACGCCGUUGGUCGAACCUAUCUGUUUGACCUUGACUUUAACGGGAGCGACAACCCGUACACGAUCGAUGCCGCUCACUAUGGAAACAUUGCACGUUUCAUCAACCACUCGUGCGAUCCAAACUGCGGCAUCUGGUCGGUAUGGGUAAACUGUCUGGACCCGAAUUUGCCCCGAUUAGCCUUUUUCGCCAAGCGAAAAAUCGAAGCCGGUGAGGAGUUGACCAUCAACUAUCAGACGCAGAUAAACGAAAGCCGGGCGCUGGAUGUUAGCCAGGAGAACGAGGAGCAGGGUGAUGGUGGCCCAGGAAGGGGUAAACCGGACCCGGAGAAUUUAACCGAGUGCCGAUGUGGAGCCGACAACUGCAUGAAAUAUGUGUUCUGAUUUAAUUUCGCUCGUCGUCGUCUGCCGCUGGAGGUAGAUUAAAUUUCACCGAAUUAGUCUGUAAGCGCAAAGAUAUUGAUUGUAUUUUUACAAUUUUAAAAUUGAUUAAGUUUACCCACAACGGAAUCGUGUGCCUGAAUAAAUGAAGCGUUGUCAUGCAUUGA